Macrosteles quadrilineatus (aster leafhopper) is the source of this 1420-nucleotide messenger RNA. RefSeq names its product ribonuclease H1-like. Bases 42 to 1115 code for a protein of 357 amino acids. Gene Ontology annotation, biological process: DNA replication, removal of RNA primer. NCBI's taxonomy places the organism in Eukaryota, Metazoa, Arthropoda, Insecta, Hemiptera, Cicadellidae. Gene Ontology annotation, molecular function: RNA-DNA hybrid ribonuclease activity; nucleic acid binding; magnesium ion binding. The record is from RefSeq and is a predicted model, not a curated record. The transcript has 6 exons.
GAGAGUUCAUUUUGAAGUUGAAGUGACAGUUUCAAAUCAAAAUGCCAUUUUAUGCUGUCGUUUCUGGAAAAAAUCCAGGAAUUUAUACCAAUUGGGAUGAUUGUAGAGAACAAAUCACAAACUAUCCAGGAGCUUGGUACAAAAAAUUCAAGACAGAACAUGAAGCUGACAAAUGUAUGAAAAGUAAGGACAUAGCGUUGCGGUCCAGUGGUCUAGCUGCUUAUACGCCUCAGAAGAUUGCAGACUACAGUGUGCCAAUCUGGGCAUCGCGCAACACUGCCAAGUAUUCUUCUCCUGAUACGUUUUCUGUGAAUUUAAGAACGAACAAAACUGAAGAGAAAUAUGAUAAAAAAAAGAGGUGUUAUGACAAAUGUCCGGAUUACUACACUGUUAAGGUACCAGGAUUAUAUGAUAGGAUGAAUUAUAUAGAGAAAAAUGCUACUUCAUUAUACACAAGUCCUUUGGCCAGAAACAUGGAGCAAAAAUAUGAAACAGGUCAGAUGUAUGCAAGCAUGCCACCUUACUUUGAUUAUUGGGGAAAUACCAGUAAUCCCAUGCCUUAUACGUUUGAUAGCAACUGGCUUCAUGCAAUACACACAAAUCAAAUUUAUGUUCCACCUCUCAUUGAAGAUUACGAGGGGUUCAUUGAUGUCUACAUUGACGGGGCAGUCUCACGUAAAAGAGGGGUCAAGCCUAGAGGAGGGAUCGGAGUAUGGUUCAACCAUGAACAUCCGUUGAACGUAACCGCCCCAAUAGAAGGCGUUGUGUCACCAAUAAACGCAGAAAUACAAGCAGCAACUAGAGCGAUUCAACAGGCUGCAGCAGCAGGAUUAACAAGAUUGAACAUCCAUACUGACUCUUUAUAUUUGGUCAAAUCAAUAACUGAAUGGAUAAAGAUGUGGAAAAGAAACCACUGGCAAACCAAUACUGGGAAAACAGUCAAGUACAGAGGGGCCCUUGAAAGACUUUCUCACAUCAAAGGCUGUAUGGAAGCUGUGAGAUGGAUACACAUUAAGAGCCACCAAGGGAAUGAAGGCAAUGAGUGUGCAGAUACUUUGGCCCGAAACGGUGUAAAUAUCCAUGGGAUAAACAAAUACAGCGCCUAUUCUGUUUAAUGGAGUCACUAAAAAAAAAAAAAAAAAAACUAUCAGCAUUAUACAUUUUUCUGUUAAGAAAUAAGUAUUACCAUUGUUGUUAAAAUUAAUAAUUGCAUUUACUGAUACACUGCUGCAUACAAUACUGAUGCAUAAUUUAUGUUGAGUUGAAACUGAAGGUAUCCCUACCCUUUAUUUUUUAAUAAAAUGUAAUUUUUGCUCAACUUGAUUUAUUUGCUUUAUAAUUAAAGAGAAAAAUUGCAUAACCUGUAUAUCUCGUAUAUAGGGAGUCAAUUGGUGCAAUAAAUGUAUGUUUUUUAAACUUU